Messenger RNA from Aspergillus japonicus CBS 114.51, 559 nucleotides. RefSeq lists its product as uncharacterized. The transcript has a single exon. Bases 31 to 252 code for a protein of 73 amino acids. The record is from RefSeq and is a predicted model, not a curated record. Lineage: Eukaryota; Fungi; Ascomycota; Eurotiomycetes; Eurotiales; Aspergillaceae.
GGCAGCUUGAGUUUAUUUGGGUUCGGAGAGAUGCGAGAUGCGGAGAAGAGCUGCCAUGGAGUGGCUGUUGCUGCCGCUUCAUGUUUCUUUGGGACUGUAUUUCUGCUGCAUGGUUCCUUGACUAUCACUACCACUGACUUACCACCAUCACUAUUACUACUAAUCACUGGGCGCUGCAAGCCGGAUGUCUGUCCAGUAAGGGACGCCCAGUGGGAUUUCUCUUCCGACCAGCUAGGCACCCUCGUUGAAUAAUUUGCAACUAAACCCUUCGCAGUGGCCCCUUUCAAGCAGGAGAUUCAUAAAGUCAGCCAUUGCUGGCAGGUACACUGCCUAGCGUAUGUAUCUUUAGAAUCUUUUAGACUUAAGUACUGGACGGGCAGCCUGAAGUCUGUUCUUCCUGUCUUUUCCCCCCUCCCCCUUUGUUUCAGAAGUUCACCCAACCGGACUUACAGCUCACAAUUCAAGCUCACACCGUCAAGCACAACAAUCUUCCUUAUGGAGGUCAUGGUUCGCUGAACCGUACGAGAUUAGUCAAUAAACCCUUCCAACUGACUCCAAG